AUGGAAAGACGUGGCUCCCACUCUCACCCUAUACCUUUGCCUGUCCCCAGUAUCCUGGGACAUCUUCCUGCCCCCUCCAGACUGAGACCAGCCCCUACAGCCCCCACUCUGCCUUCACCACAGCUUUCCUUUUCAUCUGGUGUCUGGUCUUCCCAGCACCCACCUACCCGCCCUCUUAGGGAGGUGCCGCAUGGCAGCCCGCCCCCUUCACACUGGUUUCCUCAGGAAAGGCCUUGGAAGGAAGCAGGGAGGGGGGAUGGGAGCCGUGGGGGCCAGACUAACAGGAGCCCUCUCGCUGGACUGGCCGCCAUGGGACUGAGGCUGCUCCCACUGUUGCUGCUCUGGACACAGGGGACCCAAGGGUCCAAGCUGGACCCCAAUGGACAACAUGUCUGCAUGGCCAGCAGCCCCUCUGCUGAGCUCCAGUGCUGCCCAGGCUGGAGGCAGAAAGAUCAAGAAUGCACUAUCCCCAUAUGUGAGGGGCCAGAUGCCUGCCAGGAAGAUGAAGUAUGUGUGAAACCGGGCCUCUGUCGAUGCAAACCUGGAUUCUUCGGGGCCCAAUGCAACUCCCGCUGCCCGGGCCAGUACUGGGGCCCCGACUGCCGUGAGGUCUGUGCCUGCCACCCCCAUGGCCAGUGCGAGCCGGCCACGGGCGUGUGUCACUGCCAAGCGGACCGCUGGGGCGGCCGUUGCGAGUUCGCGUGCACCUGCGGGCCCCACGGGCGCUGCGACCCCGCGACGGGCGCGUGCCGCUGCGAGCCCGGCUGGUGGUCGCCCACCUGCCGCCGUCCGUGCCAGUGCAACCCUGCGGCGGCGCGCUGCGAUCAAACCGACGGCUCCUGCCGCUGCGAGCCGGGCUGGUGGGGCCGCCGCUGCAGCUUCCGCUGCGCCUGCCACGGCUCGCCGUGCGCGCAGGAGAGCGGCCGCUGCGCCUGCCGGCCCGGCUGGUGGGGCCCCGAGUGCCGGCUGCCGUGCGAGUGCGUGCGUGGCCGCUGCAGCGCCGCCUCCGGCCAGUGCGCCUGCCCGCCCGGCUUCCGCGGGGCCCGCUGCGAGCUGCCCUGCCGCGCCGGCAGCUACGGGCCCCACUGCCGCGACAGCUGUGGCCACUGCAAGCAGAAGGAGCCAUGCUCUGCAGACACAGGCAGCUGUGAGUCCUGUGAGCCAGGCUGGAAUGGGACCCAGUGCCAUCAGCCCUGCCCACCUGGCACCUUUGGCGAGAACUGCCGGCAGCAGUGCCCCCACUGCCAGCGUGGGGAGGCCUGUCAGCCAGACACUGGGCACUGCUGGCGUUGUGAUCCUGGGUGGCUGGGGCCCAGGUGUGAAGACCCCUGCCCGAUUGGCACCUUUGGGGAGGGCUGUAGCUCUACCUGCCCCACCUGUGUUCAAGGGUCCUGUGAUGCUGUGACUGGGGAGUGUGUCUGCAACACUGGCUACUGGGGACCCAGCUGCAACACUUCAUGCCCAUCUGGCUUCUAUGGCAACAACUGUUCUAUUCCUUGUGAAUGCCCAGAGGGACCCUGCAAUUCUGUCUCUGGGACCUGCCAGCUGGGGCCUCAUGGUCAGGAUGCCACCCUCAUCGCAGGCAUCCUUGUGCCUCUGCUGCUGCUCCUCCUGGGCAUCAUCUUCUGUGCCUGCUGCUGCUGGGCUGCCCGGUUGGACCCUAAGGACAGGCCAGCAAGUGACAGAGCUGCUAUGUCCAGGAUGAAGCUGCAGGUCUGGGGAGCACUGAGCAGCCUUGGCUCGGCGUUGCCCUGUGGUUCCUUUGGCAGCCACAAGCUUCCCUGGGUGACAGUCUCACACCACGACCCGGAGAUCCCCUUCAACCACAGCUUCAUUGAGCCGCCCUCUGCAGGCUGGGCCUCAGACGACUCCUUCUCUUCUGAUCCUGAGUCUGGAGAGGACGAGAGCCCUGCCUACUGCAUGCCACCCCAAGAAGGGAUGGUCACUGUGGCCCACGGAGAGUUUCCAGAGGCCAGCCUGCCUGAAGGUCCCGUCCCUCCUCCCGAGGACGCCUCCACACCAUUUCCCAUCCCGCGGACUUCCAGCCUAGCACGGGCCAAGCGGCCAUCAGUCUCCUUUGCCGAAGGCACGAAGUUUGCACCACAGAGUCGCCGAAGCUCAGGGGAGAUCUCCAGUCCUCUCCGAAAGCCCAAGCGGCUCCCCCGGGGGGCCCAGCUGGGUCCUGAAAGCCAGGAGGCUGAGGAGUCCAUGGGCUCAGAGAAAGCAGAAAUGGAUGAGACCCUUCCUGGUGCUGCCAGCCCCAGGGAUUCAGCCACUGGCCGCCGCCGCCUCCCCACCCUUGGUGGCUGGACAGUGGCUGAGCGAGUGGAAGCCAUUGAGGGCAGUGUCCUUGAGGGCUCAGGCUCUGUGACCACGAUCUAUAUGUUGGCAGGGACACCCCAGUUAUCUGAGGGACCUGUCCGGUCUGUUCUCCGACGUUUUGGUAGCUUCCAGAAAGGCCAGGCAGAGCCCAAGGUCAAGAGUGCCAUUCCUAAGCCUCCACGCCGGGCCCUUAGUCGAAAUAAGGGCAGCCCCGGGCUGGCCUCUGGCUCUGCCAUUCAGAGUCCCAGCUUAGCCCUGAAUGAUGAGCUCACUAGGCCCUUGGAGUCUGCUGGAACUGGGCCAGAGGAAGUGGCCAGGGGGCUAGGGGAUGGCAGCAAGAACUCAGGGAGGGCCCAGGAGCUGGCCCCUGAGGGUGGCUCCCAAGAGCAGGAUCCCCAGAAGCUGGCGGAUGAGGAAGGGCAGGAGGAACCCCAGUAUGAGAAUGUUGCACCCAUCUCUGGGCCACCAGCACCCUGAGAACCUAAAUUUGGGGAGUGGGAAGUAUAUGGAUGGAGGGUAGGCAUCUGAACUGCCCCUGGAUCAGAUCGUGUUUUGCUGGAAAAAUAUCUCAGGGCCAGGAAAGACAUACUGGAGCCUCUGCCCUUUGAUAGGGAACUGUCAGAGUGGAGGCCAGUUGGCUCUGGGCCCUGGCAGUGCUCUGGGAGAGGUCUGGGAGGCCUGGGCAGAGACCCCACAGGGCAGGGUCAGGAAGGGGAAAAAGGUGACUGCAGGGACUUUUUCUCUGUUGUUCUGGACUCUUUGGGCUCAAAGCCUAUUCUUUUCUUCAUUGGCAAAACAUUUUUCUGAAAUGGGAAACAACCUAAAUGUUUGAUGAUAAAAGAUCGGUUAAAGAAAGAUUGCUUAUGAUAGGUUCCUAAACAGCCACGAAAAAUCAUAUUGUGUAAGAGUAUUUAAUACGGGAAAUAUGGGAGACUGUUUAUGCAAUCAUGGGAAGUGUAAAAAAUAAGAGGUCUUUUUAUAAAUUUCAUUUCUUUUUGCCUCAGGCUCCAUGUUUAGAAUCUUAUUUUGUGUGUAUUUUGUGAUUUACAGACUUUUUUUUUUUUUAAGAUGUAUGUGCAUAAAAAAGAUUUGAGGGAGGGACUCCUGGGUGGCUCAGCAGUUUAGCACCUGCCUUUGGCCCAGGGCGUGAUCCUGGAGUCCUGGGGUGGAGUCCCAUGUCAGGCUUCCUGCAUGGAGCCUGCUUCUCCCUCGGCCUGUGUCUCUGUGCCUCUGUGUGUAUGUCUCAUGAAAAAAUAAGUAAAAUCUUUAAAAAAAAAAAAAAAGAUUUGAGGGAAAGGUAUUUUUUCUUCUGAGAGAUGAGAUUGUGGCUGAUAUUUUCUUCUUAAACUUUUGUAUUGUUUUAAAAUUUUCUUUAGUGAGGUCAGCAUUCUUUUUACUUUUCUCACUAGAUUUAAUAAAACAAAUUUUAAAAACAAUGUUCUUUGCUAAUAAUAAGAAAGUACUAACAUUAUAGACAUGUAUAAAGUAAAAAAAAGAUUUCCUCUUUCCCCAGGGGAGCCUGAGGGACAGGGGAGGGACCAUUGUCACUGAAUGCCUUUUGGUCUUGCUCUGAAUUAUUUUCUCACAUGUUGAAUUACCUAGUCAGGACAGAAACAGCAGCUUCCUCUUCUAUCCCAGUGCUCAGAGUCUUGUGAACACUUUAGAUCCUUCCUUUCAGAUGUUUUUCUGGGCACAUGAAAACAAAAGAUCAUAUCACUGUACAACUUGCUUUUUUACUUAAUAUAUCCUGGAUGUCUUUUGAUGUUCAGUAAAUAUAAAACUACCUCUUUUUAUAAAAAACGGCUGCAUGGAAUUUCAUCAUGUAGAAAUAACACAGGUUAUUUAAGCCUAUCCCUUACCCAUGGAGAUUUGGGUUGUUUCUAAUCAUUUUGAUACAAUAAAUGAUGCAGUGUACUAUUCUGUCCAUAUUUCUUUUUGCACUUGUGCAAGUUUUUCUGUAGAAGAGAUUCCUAGAAGUGGAAUUGCUGGGUAAUAGGAUAAGACAUUAAAUAUUUGGGUACUUUGGGCAGCCCAGGUGGCUAAGCGGUUUAGCGGUGCCUUCAGCCCAAGGUGUGAUCCUGGAGACCCUGGUCCCACGUUGGGCUCCCUGCAUGGAGCCUGCUUCUCCCUCUGCCUGUGUCUCUCAUGAAUAGAUAAAUAAAAUCUUAAAAAAAAAAAAAAAAAGAUUUGGGGACUUCAAAUUGCCCUUCAAAAAAGUUACAUGGUUUUGUAUUCUCACAAAUGAGGGCAAGAUCUAUUUCCCCACACCCAGUCUGAUAGGAUGAAAUGGUAUUUCAUUAUUUUAGUACAAGAAAAAUAAUAUGCUAAAGUUUCUUAAAAAGUUAAAAUCUUUGUGCCGGUAAAAUGGUUUUUUGCUUUUAACCAUCAAAAAUUAUACCAUUAAAAUGGGAAUUUCUAUAAUGA
Messenger RNA from Nyctereutes procyonoides (raccoon dog), 4746 nucleotides. RefSeq names its product scavenger receptor class F member 1 (gene SCARF1). NCBI's taxonomy places the organism in Eukaryota, Metazoa, Chordata, Mammalia, Carnivora, Canidae. Gene Ontology annotation, molecular function: scavenger receptor activity. The transcript has 11 exons. Bases 1 to 2799 code for a protein of 932 amino acids. The record is from RefSeq and is a predicted model, not a curated record.